Lachancea lanzarotensis is the source of this 1095-nucleotide messenger RNA. It is a transcript of the gene SHY1, whose product is annotated as LALA0S01e08658g1_1. Gene Ontology annotation, cellular component: mitochondrion; membrane. NCBI's taxonomy places the organism in Eukaryota, Fungi, Ascomycota, Saccharomycetes, Saccharomycetales, Saccharomycetaceae. Gene Ontology annotation, biological process: mitochondrial respiratory chain complex IV assembly. Bases 1 to 1095 code for a protein of 364 amino acids. The transcript has a single exon. The record is from RefSeq and is a predicted model, not a curated record.
AUGUUUCUCUUCUACUUGAAACGAAACAUCGCCAGACGUUCCAUUUUGAGAACGAACUGGGCUAUUCCAAGGACGUCCGGAAAAAGAUCAGUGACAUCUAGUGUAGAUUGGAAACCCAUCAAAAGUACUAAGACGCCCAAUGAUAAACCUCGAAACAGCAGCCCUACAAGAUUCAUCUUCUUGGGACUUAUGAUUGCAAUGCCUGUUGUGUCCUUUUACCUAGGAUCAUGGCAGCUACGCCGUUUGAAAUGGAAGACCAACUUGAUUGCUUCUUGCGAAGAUAGACUAAUCUAUCCUCCCUGUGCAUUGCCCAAGAAUUUUGAUCCCGAAGAUGCUGAAAAUUGGGAAUACCGUAAAGUUACUAUCGAAGGGGAGUUUCAACACGACCAAGAGCUCUUUGUAGGUCCUCGUGUGAGAAAUGAAGUCAAGGGCUACCUGCUCUUCACGCCAUUUAUACGCAAGGACACUGGUGAAAAACUUCUGAUAGAAAGAGGAUGGAUCAGGGACGACAAAGUAGUUCCAACGGAUCGAAAUAUGCUUCAUUUAUCACUGCCCACUGGAAACAUCGAAAUCGAGUGUCUUGUGCGAGUUUCUAAGAAUAAGGGUACGUUCCAAUGGGAUAAGGAAGACCAGAAUAGCAGAUUGUGGCAGAUCGUGGAUUACCCAGAUAUGUCAGCGGCAUGCGGUGCUACUCCACUGCAUUUGCAAGCCCUUUACGAUUUAAAAGAUCACGACUGGGUACACGCAGGAAUAGGUGGUGAAAAUCAAAAAUCCAGCAACAGUAAGGUCUCAUGGUGGAAGUUCUGGAAAAGUUCAGCACCACAAUAUGCUGGCGAGUCUGUUGACUCCAAAUCAUCGCAAUCUGAAGACAUUGAGUUUCACGAAUGGCAGCUUAUCAAAGCCGGCGUUCCAAUUGGCAGGGUCCCCAAGAUCGAUCUGAAAAACAAUCAUUUGCAAUACCUGGUUACCUGGUACGGACUAUCAUUUUUGAGUUCUAUCUUUUUGAUCGUAGCCCUAAGACGUAGCCGGGGUGGCGCGGUCUCUCAGGAUCAGCUUAAACGCGACAAAUUGAGACAUGCGAGUAGAUAUAUGUGA